AUGGGGUGUCACAAAAAACUUCGUAAAGAGACAAGUCCAAUUUUAAUUAAAAAACGUCCGAGUGGUGACAUCAUUGUUUUAGAAGGUUACACAACUGUAGAGAACCCAAACUUUGCUAUAGACCUUCGAUGCCCACCCAAGGACACUGGAGAAAUUUCCACUCACUUUAGCCUGAUAUUUUAUAACAGCCUAGGGGUUGACUGGUACAAUUAUGGUACGGAACGUUCUAGAAAUAUGGUUUUUUAUCAACCAUUUGACUUUAAGCUUCGCCAGCAGAUUAAAAUUGAAAUAAACACAAGGUCAGGGUUUACUCAGAUUGAAAUAAACGAAGAAUUAGGCGGGACAGACUUAGAGGUCAUUGGUUGUUAUGAAUAUUUGGAAUUUUACGGUGACAUAAACGUAGAUAAAAUCGUGAUAACAUGAGAGGAUCAAAGAGGACAUCAGUUGUAUUUUAUGUUUUUGAAUCUUAGGGUAUUGUUAAGCAACCCAACACAAAAUUGGGGGUAGGUCUAUUAAAUGAUGUAUCUCACUCAAAUCCAUUCAAGCAAAUACAUUAAACACACUGUGCAUACAAAUACACACAUGCCAUGCAUAUUUACUCAAAAUAAACUUAAAGUUUCGUUUAUUGUUCAGUACAAACACUAAUAAAUAAUGUUUUUAAAACUUCCCUUUGACACACAUUUUUUUCGCACUCACAAUUUUACACAAAUGAACCAACAAAAAUUAUAAAUAUUUUAAAUUAUUUAUUUGUGUGUAAAUGUAUGUA
Molecule: messenger RNA, 766 nt
Organism: Physella acuta
Lineage: Eukaryota; Metazoa; Mollusca; Gastropoda; Physidae
Source: RefSeq, a predicted model, not a curated record